AUGACCCCAUCAAGCAAUCUCUUUGCUUCAAUAGACAUGGGAACAAACUCCUUCAAAAUGCAUAUAGUCCAAACAGACAGAACAGGAAAAUUCCUUACCAUUGAUCGCCACAAAGACCCAGUUUGUCUUGGUCGUGACUUUUCUUUGUCAAUCUCCGAAGAAUCCCUUUUUAGAGCUCUAACUUGCCUAAAAAGAUUCAAUCAAGUGCUCAAAGCCAACAAAAUCUCUCCUCAGCGGACAAUCUGUGUUGCCACUGCUGCUGUACGUGAAGCAAGUAAUGUUUUUGACUUCAAAAGAUCAGUUCUUGAAACAACUGGUUUUGAAGUUUCUGUUUUAUCUGGUGAAGAGGAAGCGAGGUAUGUUUAUCUGGGUGUGCUUCAGUUUUUGCCAGUUUUUGAUAAAAGAGUUUUGGUUAUUGAUAUUGGAGGAGGGUCUACUGAGUUUGUGAUUGGGGAAAGAGGGAAUGUUGUUUUUGGGGUGUCUUUGAAGUUGGGUCAUGUGGGUUUAACACAAAAGUUUGGUAAAGAUUGUAACUUGAUUGAAAUGAGAGAGUUUGUCAAGUCAGUUAUUAAGGAAUCUGAGUUAGUUGAAAAAGUUAACAAUUUUGGUGGUUUUGAGGUUGUUGUUGGGACUUCGGGGACUAUUAGAGAUAUUGAAAAGGCUGUUUUUAAUGGUUAUGGGAAAGAGUGUGUUGAGGAUAAUGAGGUUUUGUUAAGGGAUUGUAAGAGGGAGUGGAAGUUUAGUAGAGGGGAGUUGAAUGGUGUUGUUGAGAGUGUGUGUAGAGAAGGAGAGCAAGAGAGGAUUAAGAGAGAUGGGUUCUUUAAGAGGAGAUCGGAGUUUAUUGUUGCUGGUGCUGUGUUAUUGGAGGAGAUAUUUGAUGUGCUUGGAAUUCAAGAGAUGGAGGUUUCUGGAUAUGCAUUAGGAGAGGGAGUUAUUGCUGAAACAUUGUCUAAGGUUUUUGAGGGUUAUGAUCUGAAUGCGAAUGCGAGGUGGCAUUCUGUUGUAAGGCUUGCAACAAGGUUUAGUGGGAAGAAAGGAAUUAAAUCUGCUGCACAAUGUGCUAGCAUUGCCAAGGAGAUUUGUGAGGGCUUGAGAAAAUGGGGAGAGGUUGCUGGAAAUCAACUUAAUUUCUCCUUGGAUGUAAAUGAUCUUGAAUGUCUUGAAGCUGCCUGUUUACUUCACAAUAUAGGACUCAUCACUGGUAAAAAGGGUUACCACAAGCAGUCUUAUCGCAUUAUCACGAAUGGAAAUCAUCUUCAAGGAUACAGUGCUGAAGAAGUCAAGUUAAUAGCGCUGCUUACAAGACAUCACAGGAAGAAAUUCCCAAAAUUUGAUGGAGCCUCGUUACAGGAGUUUGCUGAAGAGUUAAAGCAGAAAUGCAGAGCUCUUUGUGCAAUCAUCCGGUUAUCAGUCAUGUUACAGCAGAGUGAUUAUUUGAACUUCCAAGAUAUGGAAUUCUUGCAUUCUCACGAAGGGUUCAAACUGAUUUUCAGAGAGGCAGGGGCAAUUCCUAACUUCCCUCUCCCCGAAGAUAUGGGGAAAGAACUAAAGAAAGAGUCCGAAUGCUUCAAAAUGGUAUUCCAGCAAAAUUUAUUGUUUGAAGUGCUGCCAGAAUAG
Messenger RNA from Dovyalis caffra, 1617 nucleotides. Lineage: Eukaryota; Viridiplantae; Streptophyta; Magnoliopsida; Malpighiales; Salicaceae. The record is from the annotation of a GenBank genome assembly.